AGGCUUCCCAAACCAAAGAAACCUGAAGUUGAAACACAGACAUAGUGAAGUCUUUUUUAUUAAUUAAGAAAGCAACAAGAGUAAUUCUUGUUUUGUUUUGCAAGUGAGGUGCAGUAUCAGAAUCAGAAAGUUGAAGAUGGGGAUCAGAUUCAUAUUGAUGGUCAACAAACAAGGCCAGACCCGUCUCGCCCAAUACUACGAAUGGCUCACCCUCGAAGAACGCCGCGCUCUCGAGGGUGAAAUCGUUCGCAAAUGCCUCGCUCGCACCGAGCAACAGUGUUCUUUUGUCGAGCAUCGCAACUAUAAAAUCGUUUACAGGCGCUAUGCAUCGCUGUUUUUCCUAGUCGGAGUUGACAAUGAUGAGAAUGAGCUUGCUAUUUUGGAAUUCAUACACUUGUUAGUGGAAACCAUGGAUCGCCAUUUUGGCAAUGUGUGUGAGUUAGAUAUCAUGUUCCAUUUAGAGAAAGCACAUUUCAUGCUGGAAGAAAUGGUCAUGAAUGGGUGUAUUGUUGAGACAAGCAAGCCAAACAUUCUGACACCGAUACAGCUGAUGGAAAAAUCAUCUUAAAAUGGUUUUGUUUGAAUUUUAUGAUGGGUUUCCGGCUUGUUUUUGUUUCCUAUAGUACAAUAAAAGUUUAAACAGUAUCAAUUCCUUGAUAAUUCAAUAUCUUUUAGUUAA
This is a messenger RNA of Mangifera indica (mango), 679 nucleotides long. RefSeq names its product AP-4 complex subunit sigma-like. The transcript is spliced from 4 exons. Gene Ontology annotation, cellular component: intracellular membrane-bounded organelle. The coding region runs from base 137 to 568 and encodes 143 amino acids. Lineage: Eukaryota; Viridiplantae; Streptophyta; Magnoliopsida; Sapindales; Anacardiaceae. Gene Ontology annotation, biological process: protein transport; vesicle-mediated transport. The record is from RefSeq and is a predicted model, not a curated record.